UCCUUUGGACUCUUUUCAAAAACAUUCUACUCUUGUUCUUCAACUGCAUUUCCAGAUCUACCAAUGGCGAAGCUUGGAUUUACUGCUGUUUUGUUCUUGUUACUUAUCCACUUUGCGUUCGCUUCGGAGACGCCGGAGUUGUCACCUGUGCCGGCCCCUGAAUCGGGAGAUACUCCUUCUCCGUUUGGAUCUCCUGAUAUUUCACCCCUGCCAGCUUCUCCUCCGUCUCCGGUGGCUCCGUCGCCGUCAGAUCUGUCCCCGAAUGGAUCCCCGACUAGUUCGCCUUCUCCAGCACCAGGCGUGAGUGACAUUAACCACAUCAAUGUUCCAGUCGAAGAGGAGGAUAAGGAGUCCGAUGGUGGAAUGAGUGGAGGCAAGAAGGCAGGGAUUGUGGUUGGUGUGGCCGAACCACAGGUUGAAAAUUGCUUGAUUUGCUUCACGUUAUGUUGGGUCAUGUGGUAAAUUAUUUACUACCCGUGUGAUGUGUACUUUCUUCUAAAAUAAAUUAUUAUUAUUAUU
This is a messenger RNA of Rubroshorea leprosula, 519 nucleotides long. The record is from the annotation of a GenBank genome assembly. NCBI's taxonomy places the organism in Eukaryota, Viridiplantae, Streptophyta, Magnoliopsida, Malvales, Dipterocarpaceae.